UAAUGCAGCUAUUUGGUAAGAACCCCGGUGUGCGCAGCUGGCCAUCUUUAUGGAGGCGAGAGAGAAGGGGCGCGGGAGUCGCUGCGGGAGUUACCGUAUUUGCGUUGGGCAGCGCGGACUAGAGGAAAGGCACUGCUGGAGACGGGAGGAACGGGGGCGCAGCCUGGGCUGGCUGUACAAUGGGAAACAAUUGAAGAGGAGCACGGUGCCCUGGGGGAGAGGAUCCUUAGAAGAACCAGCGGGAGUGCACGGAGCCGCACUUGGGGGUGCUUGUGGGGUACUGAGGGCUGCACAGCCUGGGCGGGCUUUGCUGUGGGGAUGCCAAGAGGAAUGAGGCGGAGCUGCCCUGGGAGCUCACAUGCUGGGUCAGUGACUUGCAAACAAGCCUCUCACAGGCAAGCCUCAUUUUUAUAAACAAGGCCGCUGCUUUAGUGUUUGACCGAGGCUACUUUCAAGCUUCAGGGGUUUGGUUUUGUUUCUUCUUUUAAGCUUUGCAAGAAAUAUCCUUAACCCAGCCCCUACGCUUCCCUCCAGACUGAGGAUGCCCCUUCCCGACCCUCUCCUUGAGAAGCGGGCUGGAGAGAGAAGACACAUCCCGGUGCAGGACAGCUGGCAGUAAAUAUGAGGAGCCCCUGAACCUGACCUCUCAGGGUUUGCUCAGUGCCUUGUACGGCAGGCACAGCGCUUGGCGCUGGGAGUAAAGGCGGCAGCUCGGUCCUUACGGUGCUCACAGGCGGGAAGACAAGGUGGCAUGCCUGACAUGUAUGCAGGGUGAUGGGUGAGGGUCAUAAGGUUGGGCCGUGGAGCUCCUGGAGGGCUUCCAGGAGGAGGUGGCACUCCAGAAGGGCCUAAGGAGGGGCGGGAUGUGACGAAGGGGUAGAGGAGAACGAAGGGCACGCAGCGGAGGCACGCUGGCUUCCACAAGACUGCCAAGGGGCGGAUGCUGCACGUGGCGCGAGGACAGAGGAGUGGUCUUCCUGAGGCUGGCUGGCCGACCCGCAGGUCCCCCCUGACUCCUCCCUCUGCUUCUGCCUCCCCAGGGGCUGGUGAUUACAGCUGGAAGUGCCCAUGACCGAGUUGGCGUCCCCGGGGGGCGGGUCCCCCACGGGGGACAGGGAAGAGGGUCUGGGGGACGAGCGAGGCCUGGUCAUCCACCACCCCACGGAGGAGCAGGCGCACCGCUGUCCCCUGUGCGGCCAGACCUUCUCGCAGCAGCCCAGCCUGGUGCGGCACCAGAAGGCGCACGCCGGGGCCCGCGCGGCCGCCUUCGUGUGCCCCGAGUGCGGCAAGGCCUUCAGCGUCAAGCACAACCUGGAGGUGCACCAGCGCACCCACACCGGCGAGCGGCCCUUCCCCUGCCCCGAGUGCGGCCGCUGCUUCAGCCUCAAGCAGAACCUGCUCACGCACCGGCGCAUCCACAGCGGCGAGAAGCCGCACCAGUGCGCGCAGUGCGGCCGCCGCUUCCGCGAGCCGCGCUUCCUGCUCAACCACCAGCGCACCCACGCGCGCCUGCCCGCCCCGCACCCGCGCCGCCCCGGCGUCUUCGGGGAGCGGCGGCCCUACUUCUGCGCCCGCUGCGGCAAGAGCUUCGCGCGCGAGGGCUCGCUCAAGGCCCACCAGCGCAGCCACGGCCACGGCCUGGAGGGCGCGGCGGCCCAGUUAGGCCGCGUGCUCUGAGGCGCGCAGGGCCGGCCGCGGUGUCCUGCCCCCGAGCUGCUCCCUGGGCCCUGGAGGUGGCCCUGGGCGGCGGAUCCCCACCUGGAUGGGAUCCUGGGAGAGGAGGAGGGCUGGCUGGGGUCUUGGAGGAGUGGGCCGCCACCAUGCUCUGCGGCCCCCUUUGGCUCCUCUCUCAGGACCCUCGGGCUGGCUGCGCAUCCCGGCGCUGGUUUCCCUCCGCGGGCUGGCCAGGCCGACAGCACGCAGAAUGCCAGAGUGGAAAGCAACCUGGAGAGGGCCACUGUCCACAGCCCCCAGGCACAGCCCCUGGCCCCAGCACUGUCCGGUGUCCUUGCCAAGUCAUUUCACUUCAUGCCUCAGUUUGCUCAUCUAUGCGGAGUGGGCAGGACCUCUGGACAGUAUGCAAGGCACAUCUGGGCACAGGAACCAGGAUGGAGACCCUGGGAACUGCACCCUGGCAGAGGACACGUGCCCUAAGACCUACCUCGGGGCAUGCCCUGCAGUGACAGCGGAGGGGACCGGUGGAGCCCAGAAUUGGAGGCAGUUCCGUUCCCUGUGAGAGACUCCCUGCACCUGUUGGGAGCCGUGGCUGGGGAAGAGCUCGUCCUGGCUGCCUGGCCACCUGACCAUGGACCUCCACGCUCGUGUGGCAGCGGGGGCCGUGCCUGUGGGGAGAUCUGGCUUCUCUGCCCCCAGGGCCUGGCCCUCCAGAGGUGGGAAGUGGCUGGCCUCCGAUGCCUCGGCACACUGGCAGCAGUCCUGGCUCCAGAGGCACGGCCUCCCGGUGUGAGCCACGCUGCAGGCUUCACCUGCCUUUCAGCGAAGGUUCUUACCAGACUUGGGGGCAUGGAGGCCUUGGAAAAGCUGACAGAGCGAUGAACCGUCUCCCCAGGAACCACACAUUCCCACGUAGAUGCACGAAUCUACCAGCAACACCAGGAGCUCCUGGACUCCAGGCUGGAACCUCAACCCGGGACCCAACCCACCCCCUGCCCCUCCCUGGCCCCGAGGGUCCACCACACAGUAGCAUUCCGCCCUCCCCUGUCGGUCCUCCUUCCCUUGUUCAGGAAUAAAAAUUUCUGAGGAGGGGACCCUGUUCGUCACUCCAUUCUUCCAGCCCUAAGAAACAGCGCGUCAGGCUCUGGAACCUCAGUCCUCCCGCAGACGUCGCUGGCUCCCCGGCCUGACUUUGCCCUUCCCCGGGUCAGGGUUGCUGGCUCUGGCUACCGGGCUGCUGGUGCAGCCCUGGGCUCCUGGCCUGGGCUCUGAGCUCACCAUAAAGGCGAUGGGGAAAGCUGGAUCUUCGUGGACGCCGGGUGAAGCAGAACCCUUUGUGCAGCAGCUACGCCCCGGCCUCAGCCUCCGCCUCCGCCAGGCAUGGGGUGGGGAGGGCUGGGGAGGACACAGUCUCCAUCCCGGGACCAGCCGGCUCCAGGCAAGGAGAGAGGCUGGCAGAGAAGCUUCUGUGUGUCCCCAGCGGCCACUAG
Messenger RNA from Myotis daubentonii (Daubenton's bat), 3164 nucleotides. RefSeq names its product zinc finger and SCAN domain-containing protein 2. The record is from RefSeq and is a predicted model, not a curated record. Bases 1069 to 1677 code for a protein of 202 amino acids. The transcript is spliced from 4 exons. Lineage: Eukaryota; Metazoa; Chordata; Mammalia; Chiroptera; Vespertilionidae. Gene Ontology annotation, biological process: regulation of gene expression. Gene Ontology annotation, cellular component: nucleus.